This is a messenger RNA of Entamoeba nuttalli P19, 1125 nucleotides long. RefSeq names its product competence protein ComEC, putative. The record is from RefSeq and is a predicted model, not a curated record. The transcript has a single exon. NCBI's taxonomy places the organism in Eukaryota, Evosea, Mastigamoebida, Endamoebidae. Bases 1 to 1125 code for a protein of 374 amino acids.
AUGUACUUUAUUAUAAUCUGUUUCUAUAUCCAUCAUGGUAUUGCUACUUCUGGGAUUGAUAUUCAUAUAUUUAAUGUUGGACAAGCAGAUUCACAAUUAAUUGUUUUCCCUUCUGGUUAUUCUAUUCUUAUUGAUGCUGGUGAAACUGCUCCUUCAUCAAUGAAUUGUAAAAAAAUUGCUGAUUGGAUUUUUGAAAUUCUUGGAAGUUAUCAUAUAAAUGUUGGAGUAGCAACUCAUCUUCAUGAUGACCAUAUUGGUACUGCUUUUAAGAAUGGAUUUUGGUAUCUAUUAGAAAAAAGUGGAAUUAUUUUUGAUAAAUUUAUAGAUAGAGACUCUGGAAUAAUUAAAAAUAGUCUUGCUAUUUGUGAUGAUGUUGAAGAUAUUAACUGGCAUGUCAUUGGAUCAUAUGGUGAUACAGCAAUUAAAUGGGUUUGUUAUGCUUCUAAUACUCAAUUAAAGACUCAAAUAAUGAAAAUAAGAGAAGUUGCGAAACCAUGUAGUAAUCAAAUUAAUCCUCCAGACAAAGAUGCAUUAGUACAAAUUAUUGUUUCUGAUGGGUUAGGCGUCUUAGAAGAUGGAAAGCCAAUAUCUCAAGAUUUUCAUAACUCUACUAGAAAACCAAGUGAAAAUGAUUAUUCAAUUGCUUUACGUAUUAAAUAUGGUGAUUUUGUUUAUUCAACUGCAGGUGAUUUAGACGGGUAUUAUUUUCGUGAUAGUAAUAUUUAUCAUGACAUAGAAACUCCAUACAAAGAUGUGAUUGGGAUAGUUGAUGUUUAUCACGUUAACCAUCAUGGUUCUGAACAUUCAAAUAAUCUAGAUUAUCUUCAAUCUCUUCAACCAACAGUUGCUGUUAUUUCAUGUGGACAAAAUAAUAGAUACUCUCAUCCAGCUCAAACAAGUAUGGAGCAUAUUACUGCAUAUUCUGAAAAAGUCUUCUUGACAAAUGACUGUAAUCCAGAGGUAACUAAUAACUUUAUGGAACAAGUUGUAAUUGUAAAUGAUAAGAUUCUAAUUCAUUAUCCAAAAAAUGGUGAAAAAUUCUAUGUUUCAGAUAGCACAGAAACAUUCAAGAGAGCUUUUGCUGUAAAGAAGAAUAAGCCAAUACCUGCUGUAUGCAGACUUUAA